AUUAGCUUUAAUCCAACACGGGACAGUCAUCACAAGAACCAAUUAGGAUACUGGGUUCAUACUAAUCUACUACCAAUUACUAGUUAAAUAACAAAAAUAGUGAUUUAAUCCAACUAGGGACAGUCAUCAGAAGAACCACUUAGGAUGUAGGGUUCAUACUAAUCUACUACCAAUUACAACACCAAUUAGUAGUUAAAUAACAAAAAUACUGAAGUCUAGAUGCAUACAUAUCAAGCCCUUUAUGCCUUAAUCUCCUCCUCAACAGUCUUUUGGAGAACUCCUCCUAGCUUAGCAGCCUGGCGUGCCAAAUCAACCCGGCAUAACAACCCAAGGCUCUCUCCCAAAGACUGGCAGCAUCCAAUCUUGCCUUUCUCCAACAGUAUAUUAUGCCCUGCAACAUCAAAAUGUUGCCCCCUAGUGGCAGCAUACAAGGCCCAAGCCUUGGACAAAUCCUCCCAGUUUUUAAUCAAACCUUCAAGAGAAGCAAAUGUAUCCACCCCAUCAUAGAUGUUAACCACAGCUUCAAGGGGCAUAAGAUUACUCACCUCACCCCUUUUUAUCCUCAUCAGAUGCCCUUUGAAACCAAGGACACGAGUCAGGGAAGUCGGGAAUAGGAAGAAGACCACCUUCGGCAGCAAGAUCACCCACCAUGAAACUCUUGAAUCCGCAGCAAACUUGAUGUUCAAUGGGCUUAAACCACACCGCUUCGCAGAUAUGAACAAAGAGCACUUCACAAGAGCGCUUCCGAAUGGAUGAAUCAGGAUCCUGCAUGUCCUCUAUAGCUUUGGUCAAUAUCUUCGCACCCAAUGUCGUGGUGUACGGAAACCUAUACCGGAUACUCUCAACAUCCUCUUCCGCAAUGUCAAUCACAAAGUCUAUACCCUUAAAACUGAUCCACUUCCCUGAAUACUUAUCAAUUUUUUAUAUAAGGACGCUCGUAGUUAACCCGGCAUAUCUUAACUCAACUUCCAUUAGAGGGAAGUCCUUACUUUGUUUAUUAAACCAACACUCUGGAAUACCUUUUACAACACACCCCCUAGCACAAUUCGUUCUUAGCAUUGGGAUCAACGCAGUAAAGCUCUGCCCAGGAUACUAAUUUUUUGAGUCAAUUGUGCUAAGGAGUGUGUUGUAAAAGGUAUUUCGGAGUGUUGGUUUAAUAAACAAAGUAAGGACUGCCCUCUAAUGGAAGUAGAGUUAAGACAUGUCGGGUUAACUACGAGCGUCCUUAUAUCAAAUAUUGAUAAGUAUUUAAAGAAGUGGAUCAGUUUUAAGGGUAUAGACUUUGUGAUUGACAUUGCAGAAGAGGGUGUUGAGAGUAUUUGGUACAUGUUUCCGUACACCACGACAUUGGGUGCGAAGGCAUUGACCAAAGCUAUAGAGGGCCUCCUGAUUCAUCUAUUCGGAAGCGCUCUUGUAAAGUGCUCUUUGUUAAUAUCUGCGAAGCGAUGCAGUUUAAGUCCAUUGAACAUCAAGUUUGCCGCGGAUUCAAGAGUUUCAUGAUGGGUGAUGCCGAAGGUGGUCUUCUUCCCAUUCCUGACCUCCCUGACCCGUGUCCCUGGUUUCUAGGGGCAUUUGAUGAGGAUAAAAGGAGUGAGAUGAGUAAUCUUAUGUCCCUUGCAGCUGUGGUUAACAUCUAUGAUGGGGUGGAUACAUUUGCUUCUCUUGAAGGUUUGAUUAAAAACUGGGAGGAUUUGUCCAAGGCUUGGGUCUUGUAUGGUGCUACUAGGGGGCAACAUUUUGAUGUUGCAGGGCAUAAUAUACUGUUGGAGAAAGGCAAAAUUGGAUUUGCUUCUCUUUAUAAGGAUUGUUAGUUGUGUGAAUAGAGGAUUUUUUUGCUUGGCGAAAAGCCAUUUCAGUGAAAAAAAGAAUAAAAUGGGCCUGAAAAGAAAUAAAACAAGAAUUAAAUAUUACAAUUUAAAAAGAGAAGAGGAAAAUAAUGCCUAACAAUGAAGAGGAAGCAAAUCUGAAUGUAGGAGACCAGAAGUUCUAGGUGUCAAGUUAUAUGGAUGUAUUUUAACUAAUUGUGUGCGUAAUGUGAAAUUAAUUUGACCCCAUAGAGGCCGGCUAAUCUUAGCCUCUUGGGUUAAUUUUAAGAACCAAUUGUAUUAAAGCAUUCCUAAUCCUCUUCAUUAAUGCCUCCUACGCUCCCGCUUAAACUCACUCAAGAGAGAAUAAACAAAAUUUUACCUGAGCAAUUUGGAUCUCCUUCUAACAAACUAUGCGGCGGCAGAAGAGGAGGAGGUAACCGGAGCUACAGCGGCGCUUGUGGCUGGUGCUGCUUUCCAAGAAGAAUGUAGAACACAAAGGGUUUAGGGCUUUACAAAAGGUUAUUUACAUACUGGGGUUUUUUUUUAUUUCUUCAUAAUUCUUCUAAUAAAUCAAUUUAAAUAAAAUCAUUAGAUAUAUAAAUAAAUUUUGUACUCCGUAUGUCCAUUGGGUAAAAACCUCUUUAAGCAGAAAAACCGAGUUCAACAUAUACUCGAGUACAUACGCAGACUAGACCCAAAUACCCAAAAAAAAACUUGAAAAAAUACCUGUAAUUAUGUCAUUCAAAAAAAUUGUACCCUAUUUCGGAUUUAUUUUUUUUUUUUAAAUUAUUCAAUGAAUUAAUAUGAAAUAUUCAAACCAUUAACGGUAUAAGAUAUAAAUAAAUCUAAUCAAAAUUCAAUAGAAAAUUAAGAGUAAAUUCCAUAAAAGUUCCUCGUUUUA
This is a messenger RNA of Cuscuta campestris, 2709 nucleotides long. The record is from the annotation of a GenBank genome assembly. Lineage: Eukaryota; Viridiplantae; Streptophyta; Magnoliopsida; Solanales; Convolvulaceae.